Molecule: messenger RNA, 930 nt
Organism: Grosmannia clavigera kw1407
Lineage: Eukaryota; Fungi; Ascomycota; Sordariomycetes; Ophiostomatales; Ophiostomataceae
Product: 14-3-3 family protein
Exons: 4
Coding region: 1-930 (309 amino acids)
Biological process (GO): signal transduction
Cellular component (GO): cytoplasm
Source: RefSeq, a predicted model, not a curated record
AUGGACGCUGCGCUUGUGUGGCCUCAGACCUGUAUCAUGAAGCUGGAAGACGAGGACAGGUCGGCCCAUGGCUCGUCGGACAAGCGCGGGAGACGUACAACCAAGACUUUCCUCGCCCGUCUGUGCGAGCAGGCCGAGCGGUACGAUGAGAUGGUCACGUACAUGAAGGAGGUUGCCAAGCUGGGUGGCGAGCUUACCGUCGACGAGCGUAACCUCCUCAGUGUUGCCUACAAGAACGUGGUUGGCACUCGCCGUGCCAGCUGGCGUAUCAUCUCGUCCAUCGAGCAGAAGGAAGAGUCCAAGGGCUCCGACAAGCACGUCGAGACCAUCCGCGAGUACCGCCACAAGAUCGAGACCGAGCUCGAGAAGGUCUGCCAAGACGUCCUGGACGUUUUGGAUGAGAGCCUCAUUCCCAACGCCGCAACCGGCGAGUCCAAGGUGUUUUACCACAAGAUGAAGGGUGACUACCACCGCUACCUCGCUGAGUUCGCCUCGGGCGAGAAGCGCAAGGUCGCUGCCACCGCCGCACAUGAGGCCUACAAGAGCGCCACCGACGUCGCCCAGACAGAGCUCACGCCGACUCACCCCAUCCGCCUGGGCCUGGCUCUGAACUUCUCCGUGUUCUACUACGAGAUCUUGAACUCGCCCGACCGUGCCUGCCACCUGGCCAAGCAAGCCUUUGACGACGCCAUCGCCGAGCUCGACUCGCUAUCCGAAGAGUCGUACAGGGACAGCACCCUUAUCAUGCAGUUGCUCCGCGACAAUCUGACUCUGUGGACGUCGUCCGACGGCGCCGAGCCGGAAGCCGCCCCCUCCAACGACCCGCCCAAGGAGGAGGAGAAGCCGGCCGAGGCUGCUGCCGAGGCUGCGGCCGAGUCAGAGGCCAAGGCAGAGACCAAGGCCGAGGAGCCCGCCGCACCUGCGUCGUAA